Molecule: messenger RNA, 1626 nt
Organism: Orycteropus afer afer
Lineage: Eukaryota; Metazoa; Chordata; Mammalia; Tubulidentata; Orycteropodidae
Gene: TRAF6
Product: TNF receptor associated factor 6
Exons: 6
Coding region: 1-1626 (541 amino acids)
Biological process (GO): positive regulation of JNK cascade; regulation of apoptotic process; interleukin-1-mediated signaling pathway
Cellular component (GO): plasma membrane signaling receptor complex
Molecular function (GO): tumor necrosis factor receptor binding; zinc ion binding; ubiquitin protein ligase activity
Source: RefSeq, a predicted model, not a curated record
AUGAGUCUGCUAAACUGUGAAAACAGCUGUGGGUCCAGCCAGCCUGACAGUGACUGCUGCGCUGCGAUGGCCAGCUCCUGUAGCACAGCAGCGAAAGACGACAGUGUGAGUGGAGCCACCAGCACAGGGAACCUCUCCAGCUCCUUCAUGGAGGAGAUCCAGGGGUACGACGUGGAGUUUGACCCACCCCUGGAAAGCAAGUAUGAAUGCCCCAUCUGCUUGAUGGCUUUACGGGAAGCAGUGCAAACACCAUGUGGCCAUAGGUUCUGCAAAGCCUGCAUCAUCAAAUCAAUAAGGGAUGCAGGUCACAAAUGUCCAGUCGACAAUGAAAUACUGCUGGAAAAUCAACUAUUUCCUGAUAAUUUUGCAAAACGAGAGAUUCUUUCUCUGACAGUGAAGUGUCCAAAUGCAGGUUGUUUACACAAGAUGGAGCUGAGGCAUCUCGAGGAUCACCAAGCACAUUGUGAGUUUGCCCUUAGGGACUGUCCCCAAUGCCAACGUCCCUUCCAAAAAUGCACACUUAAAGGUCACAUUCUCAAGGAAUGUCCAAGGAGACAGGUUUCUUGUGUGAACUGUGCUAUGUUAAUGGCAUAUGAAGAUAAAGAGAUCCAUGACCAGAACUGUCCUUUGGCAAAUGUCAUCUGUGAAUACUGCAAUACCAUGCUUAUCAGAGAACAGAUGCCUAACCAUUAUGACCUAGACUGUCCUACGGCCCCAAUUCCAUGUGCAUUCAGUACUUUCGGUUGCCAUGAAAAGAUGCAGAGGAAUCACUUGGCACGCCACCUGCAAGAGAAUACCCAGUCACACAUGAGAAUGUUGGCCCAGGCUGUUCAGAAUCUGAGCCUUGCUUUCCCUCCCGUGCCUCAGUGUGAUAUGCUUCCAUAUGAUCCUGCCUCUCUGUCCCGAAUGUCUUCUGGGUGUCAUCCUGAGGUCCAGAAUUUCCAAGAAACCAUUCAACAAUUAGAGGGUCGCCUUGUAAGACAAGAUCAUCAAAUCCGGGAGCUGACUGCUAAAAUGGAAACUCAGAGCAUGUACGUAAAUGAGCUCAAACGAACUAUUCGAACCCUUGAAGAAAAAGUUGCUGAAGUAGAAGCUCAGCAGUGCAAUGGGAUUUACAUCUGGAAGAUUGUCAACUUUGGCAUGCACUUGAAAUCCCAAGAGGAGGAGAAACCUGUUGUCAUUCACAGCCCCGGAUUCUACACUGGCAAGCCUGGUUACAAACUCUGCAUGCGCCUGCACCUUCAGCUGCCAACUGCCCAGCGCUGCGCAAACUAUAUCUCCCUCUUUGUCCACACAAUGCAGGGAGAGUAUGACAGCCACCUGCCUUGGCCCUUCCAGGGUACAAUACGCCUUACAAUUCUAGAUCAGUCUGAAACACCCAUCAGGCAAAACCAUGAAGAGAUCAUGGAUGCCAAACCAGAGCUGCUUGCCUUCCAGCGACCCACAAUCCCACGGAACCCAAAGGGUUUUGGCUAUGUGACUUUUAUGCACCUGGAAGCCCUAAAACAAAGAACCUUCAUUAAGGAUGAUACAUUACUGGUGCGCUGUGAGGUCUCCACACGAUUCGACAUGGGCAGCCUUCGGAGGGAAGGCUUUCAGCCACGAAGUACUGACACGGGGGUAUAG